Messenger RNA from Puccinia graminis f. sp. tritici CRL 75-36-700-3, 630 nucleotides. RefSeq lists its product as uncharacterized. The transcript is spliced from 8 exons. Lineage: Eukaryota; Fungi; Basidiomycota; Pucciniomycetes; Pucciniales; Pucciniaceae. The coding region runs from base 1 to 630 and encodes 209 amino acids. The record is from RefSeq and is a predicted model, not a curated record.
AUGUCCCUUCGCGACGUCAUUGAAGAUUUGAUCAACCCAGGCUCCUCGCGCAAACUUUGUCUUGUGACUCAUAUCGUUUUGGAACCAGUCGAUGCCCUCUGGAAGGCCAAGGCCAAGAAAGGUUUUGAUCCGAACUGUACCGAUACCAUCAAAUUGAAAAGUGAACUUCAGACGGGCCAAGGGAAGGUUAUGAAAGGCUUCUGGGUGGAUCUGGUGCUGGGAAGACAGAAAGAGUUGAGAGGUGCUGGAAUAGUGGGCCUGAUUAUCCACAAGAUCAUGUUGGCCAAGUCCAUCAUGGUGGUAGGAUUCUGUUGGGAAAUUUCUUCAAAUCUUCUGGAAAUUCAUGUUCUGAGAGAGUUGAGGAAAGGAAUAGCUGGAGCAAGAGCUGAGGUCUGGAGAAGAAGAUUUGAGACUGGAGUUGGCCAUAUUGAGUCUGCUUUGUGGGCUCUGAGUUCCUCUGGAGAAAGUUCCACCAGCUGGCCAAAGGAGGAGAAUAACUGGACUGAAUUCCUGGAAUAUUGGUCCACCACCUGUUUGAUUGGCCUGCUAGUGUCCCAUGGAAUUGUAGUGCUGUCUGGAAGCUUGAAUAAUUUUCCAUCUCUGGUUACUGCCCCAAUGGAUUCAUCAUAG